Messenger RNA from Leishmania braziliensis MHOM/BR/75/M2904, 681 nucleotides. Its product is annotated as peroxidoxin. Gene Ontology annotation, biological process: cellular response to stress; cell redox homeostasis; response to oxidative stress. Gene Ontology annotation, molecular function: thioredoxin peroxidase activity. NCBI's taxonomy places the organism in Eukaryota, Euglenozoa, Kinetoplastea, Trypanosomatida, Trypanosomatidae. The transcript has a single exon. Gene Ontology annotation, cellular component: cytosol. The record is from RefSeq and is a predicted model, not a curated record. The coding region runs from base 1 to 681 and encodes 226 amino acids.
AUGCUCCGUCGUCUUGCUACCAAGUGCUUCCAGCGGAAUGUGCAGUGUCGCGGGUUCGCUGCUACUUCGCCGGUUUUGAAUAUGGACUACCAGAUGUACCGUACGGCGACUGUCCGUGAUCCUGCGCCGCAGUUUUCUGGUAAAGCUGUGGUGGACGGUGCAAUUAAGGAAAUCAACAGCAACGACUACAAGGGCAAGUACAUUGUACUCUUCUUCUAUCCAAUGGACUUCACCUUUGUUUGCCCGACAGAGAUCAUUGCCUUCUCGGACCGCUACUUGGAGUUUGAGAAGCUGAACACGCAGGUCAUUGCCGUUUCGUGCGACUCUGAGUAUUCUCACCUGGCGUGGGUAAACACACCACGCAAGAAGGGUGGUCUCGGUGAAAUGAAGAUCCCGGUACUGGCGGACAAGUCGAUGGAGAUUGCGCGUGACUACGGUGUUCUGAUCGAAUCUGCUGGCAUUGCUCUUCGAGGACUCUUUGUGAUCGACAAGAAGGGCACCCUGCGUCACUCUACGAUAAACGACCUUCCAGUAGGUCGAAACGUGGACGAGGUGCUGCGCGUGGUGGAGGCUUUCCAGUACGCGGACGAAAACGGUGACGCGAUUCCAUGCGGAUGGACUCCUGGAAAGCCCACACUGGACACCAAAAAGGCUGGCGAAUUUUUUGAGAAGAAUAUGUGA